Salvia hispanica is the source of this 1909-nucleotide messenger RNA. Its product is annotated as glucomannan 4-beta-mannosyltransferase 2-like. The record is from RefSeq and is a predicted model, not a curated record. Gene Ontology annotation, cellular component: Golgi apparatus. Gene Ontology annotation, molecular function: mannan synthase activity. NCBI's taxonomy places the organism in Eukaryota, Viridiplantae, Streptophyta, Magnoliopsida, Lamiales, Lamiaceae.
CUCGCAGAUCUGUGAGAAACACAAGACAGCUUUAAAAAAUGGGUGAAAUAUCUGGAAAGAGCUUCAUACCGGAAUCAUUGGCGGGGUACUCUUCGGACAUUGGAGGGCAAAUUGGGAUGGUGUGGGAGUUGAUAAAGGCGCCACUGAUAGUGCCGUUGGUGACGAUUUGUGUGUACAUUUGUCUGGCGAUGUCCAUCAUGGUUUUCAUGGAGAGGCUUUACAUGGGUGUGGUCAUCGUUUUGGUGAAGCUCUUCUGGAAGAAGCCUGAAAAGAGAUACAAAUGGGAGGCCAUGAAAGACGACUUGGAAGAGGGGAGUGGCGCUUUCCCUAUGGUCCUCGUUCAGAUCCCCAUGUUCAACGAAAAAGAGGUUUACAAGAUUUCGAUUGGUGCUGCCUCUAAUUUAUCGUGGCCUGCUGAUAGGCUCGUCAUUCAAGUUCUCGACGACUCCACCGACUAUCUCAUCAAGGACAUGAUUGAGAAGGAAUGCUUAAGGUGGGCAAGCAAAGGCGUUAACAUAAGAUACCAAAUUAGAGAGUCAAGAGGAGGCUACAAGGCUGGGGCGCUCAAGGAAGGAUUGAAACACGACUACGUCAAGCAAUGCGAUUAUGUCGUCAUCUUCGACGCUGAUUUCCGACCCCAACCUGAUUUUCUCAGGCGAUCCGUCCCUUUUCUCAUCCACAAUCCCGAUAUUGCACUUGUACAAGCCCGCUGGAGAUUCGUGAAUUCAAAUGAGUGCUUGCUGACAAGAAUGCAAGAAAUGUCAUUAGAUUAUCAUUUCACAGUUGAGCAAGAAGUAGGUUCAGCCACUCAUGCAUUUUUCGGCUUCAACGGAACUGGUGGAAUAUGGAGGAUUGCAGCAAUCAACGAGGCUGGAGGAUGGAACGACAGAACGACAGUGGAAGACAUGGAUCUUGCUGUCCGUGCUGGUCUCAAAGGCUGGAAAUUUCUCUACCUUGGUGAUCUCCAGGUAUAUAGCGAACUUCCGAGUACUUUUAAGGCCUUCAGGUUCCAGCAGCAUAGAUGGUCUUGUGGACCGGCUAAUCUGUUUAGGAAAAUGAUGAUGGGAAUUGCAACAAACAAGAAAGUAACUUUGUACAAGAAAUUCUACGUGAUCUACAGCUUCUUCUUCGUGAGGAAGAUCAUCGCACACUUCUUCACAUUCUUCUUCUACUGUGUGGUUCUGCCUCUCUCCAUUUUGGUGCCUGAAGUAUACGUCCCGAAAUGGGGAGCCAUUUACCUUCCUUGCAUCAUUACUGCCCUCAACUCGGUGGGAACUCCACGGUCGUUCCAUCUGCUGUUCUAUUGGGUGCUGUUUGAGAACGUGAUGUCCUUCCACCGGACCAAGGCAGCAUUGAUCGGGCUUUUUGAGGCGAAGAGAGUGAACGAGUGGGUGGUGACAGAGAAACUCGGAGAUAAGCUCAACAACAAAGGUAAGAAGAGUGGUUUGAGCAAGAUAUCUCUGAGGAAGCUGUUGGGAGACAGAGUACAAGUGCACGAGCUGGGAUUCGCAGUGUUUCUGUUCGUGUGUGGAUGCUACGAUUUCCUCUACGGGAAGAACAACUACUUCAUAUACCUGUUUCUUCAAGUCAUCACUUUCACCAUCGUUGGAUUUGGCUACGUUGGCACCAUCGUUCCCACUUCUUAGCUCAACUGCUCACUGCUUUACAAAGAAGGGUGAAAUGUACACAAGAUUACAGUCUUUGGUUUAUUUGAUUUGCAGUUGCGGAAAAGGAAUCUAUAUUCAUUUAGUUAUACCAAGAUAUAUCCCACCAAGUCGAUUAGAUUAGACAUUCCUUCUUUUUCUUUAUGUUUUUGUUAGAAUUACAGUGGUUUGAAAGUUGUUCACUCUGAGUCAUAGUUCAUCUUGCUUUGUAUUGUUAAGGCAAGAGAUAUACUUUUGAUUGGCCA